AUGAGUAUGGUAUUCUGGUUGUUGAAGCACAAGUGUCCCCAUCACGAUGGACCAGAAGGGGAACCUCAUCAGUGCCCCUUUCAGGACCUGGAGAUGAUGGAGGGGCAGGAGAAUGUAGUGGCAGGAGUUCGUGCUGCAGCCGCUACCUUUGAUAGCGGGGAACAAUUUCAAAAUAGACGUAAAUCAUCAGUCAAGUCAGAUAUUCUAGAACAGUUUAAGAUUCCUCCAGCAGCGCCGUUAGUUUCCAAAAGUCUGGUUUCCAAAUUCUUGUCUGAUCGUAACGAGAAGAAGAAACCCAGGAGAAGAUUCUCUGAUGCUUCUACUGAAGAUGAGCUGGAUGUUGGAUACUCCAUGGAAACAAGUAGCGUAGCGAGCGAAACUGAAACUCUCGUUACCACGGUUGAUUAUAAACGUCAUCGUGAGGAAGUCAGUUCCGAGAUUUCCAUAGAUACUGGAAACGAAUCGUUGUUGAGCGAUUUUGAGGAAUGUGAAUUGACAACGAUCCCCGAAUCAGACAUAGAAUGUCCUGAUGAUGAGCGCGAAGCUGUGGUUAGUGAUUUUGAUAUCCUCAGCGUGGACGAAUCAACCCAGCAAGUAGACCUUGAGGACACCAUUACUGAAAGCUCUGUGAACAUUUUGGAAGCAGAUACUCAGGAACUAGAUGCAGAAAUAGCCCAGAUCCGAUCAGAAAUUCAGGAAAAAGUGGAAUCGUCAUUUAAUUUCACACAAUUAGAAGAUCCCCCUCCAGCAGAAGAAGUGUCGUCUGAACAUGUUUUGAGUCUUGAAGAAGUUUUGACGGCUGUUAAAAACGAGAUUGUUGCUAGUGAUGGGUCGUCUGUUUCUAGGUUGAAGGAUGGUGAUGAGCUGGAACCAGGUAAGAAAUUCAAGACCGCUUAUAAAGAUGGUGUCGCCACCUUGUCUAUUAAAGACCUUGACCUUGAAGAUGGAGGUUAUUAUACCUGCGUUGCUAAGAACGAACUUGGUGACAUUAAAACUAGCGCUGAUCUCAAGAUAGAAGAGGUUAGACAUAGACGUAAGAAGAAGGAGGGAGAAACAGCCUCGAAAUUACGAACCAGAAAACAAUCACUAGAUACAGGCGACAGUGAAAUAUCUCCAGAAUUUAUCCUGCCAUUGUUAGAUCAGGUUAAACAAGUUGGUGAUUAUAUCGAACUUACUGUCACAGUGAGAGGUCGACCUGAUCCUGAAGUUGUCUGGUACCAUGGAGAUAUCAAACUGAUACCAUCUGAGAGAAUUAAUAUCAAGGAAUCUAAAUCUGUAUAUAGACUGAUAAUACAGGAUGCUCUGACUACCGAUUCUGGUGAAUAUAGAUGUCAAGCCACGAACCAACAUGGACAGUCAUCUUCAUCUUGUGAACUCAAGGUCAAAGAAAAAAUACCAGCUGGUUGUAUGGCGCCAGAAUUUACCCAGAAACUAGUGAAUAUGACGAUCACGGAGGGAAGUCGAGCCAGACUAGAAUGUAUGGUGUCAGGAUCACCAACACCUCAAAUAGAAUGGUAUAAAGAUCGUAAGCGAAUAGACUCAGAUAGAAGAUGUAGAAUGAAGAUGGAGGACGAUGGAUUCUGUGUUCUCUCUAUACAGGAAGCUAUGAUUGAUGAUUCAGGAUCGUUUAUGUGCAGAGCUAUCAAUGAGGCAGGCACAGCUUCUACAGAGGCUAUAAUCAGAAUACAGAAAAUGAAAAUGGAGCCAUCUCACGGAGAAGAUGCUGAAGACCUGGUUGAUGCCCCAAUGAUGAAAUAUAAAUUUCAGACACCACCAGACUUUACAGUACAGUUGAGAAAUAAAUCGGUACCGGAAGGUUCCUACGUUAAAUUGUCCUGUUCCGUCCUGGGAAUACCUGAACCGUCUAUUCGCUGGUUUAAACAUGGUGAAGAGAUCACUAAAGACAAACACUACAGUGUUAGGAAUAACUAUGGUUUACUGUCACUGGAGAUACAACAGGCAUCAAUCCAGGAUAUUGGAUCCUAUACCUGUGAAGCUAGAAACAGUGAGGGAACAGUUACCUGUAACGCCUAUCUUGAUGUUGAAUGUCUAGAUGAAGAGGUGACAGAACUAGACUUUGCCCGCCCCAAGUUCCUGACACCACUACAAGAUAUCAGUGUAGUGGAAGGAGAAGAAGUAGUAUUUGAAUGUGUUGCUGUGGGUAAACCAAUGCCCAAAUUCAAAUGGCAAAAAGAUAUGAUAGAGCUAACAGAUUCCUCUAGAAUAACGGUAAUAGCUGAACGUGAUGGUACUGCUAAACUGAUUAUAAAGAAAGCUAAACGAUCUGAUGCUGGUCUGUUCUACUGUAUUGCCUAUAGUAAAUCUGGAAGAUGUAAAUGUUCAGCUACACUCAGAGUCAAAGCUGCAGCCAGAUCACCUCCUCGCGAGAAACAGAAACGUGACGAACAUCUCCAGAAGGUUUGGGCAGAACGUAUUUACGACGCUCCCGAACAGCUGACAGAACCGGGCAAACCACCGAACUUCACUUUACAAUUACAACACACUGUAGAAUUGUGGGAAGGAGAGAAACUAAAAUUAGAUUGUUCUGUCGAUGGUCUUCCUCCACCAAUGGUCACAUGGCACAAGGGCUAUCGCGAUCUGUCUUACGGCAGUCGUCACCGUAUUAUGAUGUUAGGUUUGAUGCAUACAUUUGAGAUACAGUCUGUGAUGUUGACUGAUUCAGGAGAGUAUAUUGUCCGAGCUACCAAUGUAUUUGGUAUUAUAGAGACUUCAUGUAAGGUCGUAGUUAAACCAAGACCUGAAGGCAUGGAAGGUGAUGUCCAUCCAUUAGUCAGUGAACCAGAAUUUGGACCAACCAGAAAGAGAGCUGCUCCAUUCUUUAUCAAGCACCUGCCACGUAAUAUAGAUGUAAUGGAGGGAAUGAAUGUUAGAUUGGACUGUAUAUUAAAAGAUGGACAGGAACGAAUUACUUGGCAUCUACAAGACAGUAAAAAAGAGAAAGCGAAACUAGAAGAUGAAGGUUUUGAAGGAGAUUAUGUGCCGAUGACAGAUAAACCUUCAGAUAAACCUAUCAUUAAACUCAAACCUAAAGAUGUUGAUCAACCUAAAGAAGAAGACAUGGUAGCCCCGUAUUUUAUUCGUAAGCCAGAAGAUCUCUACCUAACCCUAGGUAGUGAGGCCAUAUUGGAAUGUGAAGUGGGAGGAAACCCCACCCCUACUCUAGCUUGGUCUAAGGCUGGUAAAGUAAUAAAAAAUAGCGAUUCCCUUAAACUAAUAUCCAAGGGAGGUAAACAUCAGCUCCGUAUCGCUGAAAUAAUUAAACCAGACGAAGGUAAAUAUUCUGUCAACAUCUCGUCCCCAGCUGGAGCUGAUUCCUGCUUCGCCAGAUUAGAUAUUGAAAUCGAGAAACCAGUUACGCCUAAGGUUGAGAGAAGAGCCAAAUCAAAGAAAACUCUACCCACAACUUUUACCAAGCCCUUAGAAGAGGAGGUGACAGCUGUAAAGGGAGAUAAUCUAGAAUUAGUUUGUAAAAUUGAAGGAGCUUUAAAAAUUGUCUGGGAGAAGGAUGGUAAACAGAUAACUAGAGAUGUUUGGUCUGAUGAAAAUGGAACUCAAACACUACGUCUGAAUAAUAUUAGUGAUAAACACAGUGGAUUAUAUGCCUGUGUUGCCACAUUCCCUGAUAAAAUUAUCAUUAAAACAAGAUCCUGGGUGAAUGUCACAGACAAACCUCAACCUUCAAAAACAUCAUCUAAAUCUCCGUCUCCUUCUUCACCGAAAACUCAAUCUGAUGAUGGAAACUUUAAACCUGAAUUCCAAUCCGAAUUACAAGAUCUAGUCUGUCGUGAUGGUGACACAGCCUCAUUUCAAUGUAAGGUCAAAGGUGAACCACGCCCCCAGGUCACAUGGUUACGAGAUGGUGAAGAACUUCUUGAUGGACAGGUUUACCAAAUAAGCACAAUAGGAGACAAUUGUCAGCUACAGAUAACCGAAGUUUUCCCCGAGGAUGAGGGAGUUUAUUCCUGUCGUGCCGUCAACUCACAAGGGGAGACAACCCAGUCCUGUAAAUUAAUAGUCGAAGAAAUUAUUUAUGUAGAAAAUCGUAAAAAAUGA
Molecule: messenger RNA, 4074 nt
Organism: Lottia gigantea (owl limpet)
Lineage: Eukaryota; Metazoa; Mollusca; Gastropoda; Lottiidae
Exons: 22
Coding region: 1-4074 (1357 amino acids)
Source: RefSeq, a predicted model, not a curated record